This is a messenger RNA of Lethenteron reissneri (Far Eastern brook lamprey), 3482 nucleotides long. RefSeq names its product OVCA2 serine hydrolase domain containing (gene OVCA2). Gene Ontology annotation, biological process: response to retinoic acid. Gene Ontology annotation, molecular function: hydrolase activity. The record is from RefSeq and is a predicted model, not a curated record. Lineage: Eukaryota; Metazoa; Chordata; Hyperoartia; Petromyzontiformes; Petromyzontidae. Gene Ontology annotation, cellular component: cytoplasm; nucleus.
AUGUGUGUGUACUGUGUGUAUUGUGUGUGUACUCUAUCUGUGUGUACUGUGUGUAUAAUGUGUGUGUACUGUGUGUACGGUGUGUGUACUCUAUCUGUGUGUACUCUGUGCGUGUACUGUGUGUGUACUCUAUCUGUGUGUACUGUGUGUGUGUACUGUGUGUACAGUGUGUGUGUACAGUGUGUGUACAGUGCGGGUGUACAGUGUGUACAGUGCGUGUGCACUGUGUACAGUGUGUGUGUGCAGUGUGUGUACAGUGCGGUGCUGUCUGCGCCCUCCCCGCCAGGUGGCGCCCUCCUCGCCAUGGCCGCCGAGCGCGCCGCGUCUCCUCCUCUGCUGCGGAUUCUGUGCCUGCAUGGAUACAGGCAGAAUGGCAAGACCUUCCGGGACCGCACGGGCUCCCUGCGCAAGAUCCUGAAGAAGCACGCAGAGCUGGUUUACAUUUCAGCUCCAAACGUGAUCCCAGCCCAGAGGGAGGAGGAGGAGGCGGCGGGUGGAGACGGAGACACUCACACAGACGACCAGCGGGCCUGGUGGUUCACCGUGGACCCAGCCCGGGCCGCGCCGGGCGAGCGCCUCUUCGACUCCACAGCGGCCUCCGCGUUGAGCGUCGGCUUCGACGAUUCGGUGCUCGCGAUCGCACGCACCCUCACCGAGCUGGGGCCCUUCCACGGAAUUUUGGGCUUCAGUCAAGGAGCCUCAAUGGCUUCUCUCAUCCUCGCCAUGCAGAGGGAUAAUGACGCGCGCUUCUCGUUUGGCUUCGCGGUGCUGGUGUCCGGCUUCCGGAGCAGCUCCACGGAGCACAGGGGCGCGUACGCUGGCGGCGCCGUCCCCACGCCCAGCCUGCACGUGCGCGGCCUCACGGACCGCGUCAUCGCCCACCAGCGCAGCGCCGAGCUGCAGCAGGGAUACUCGCACGCCAGCGAGCUCGUCCAUCCAGGGGGUACCCCGCUCGCUCACCCGCUCACCCGCUCACCCGCUCGCUCGCUCACUCACCCACCCAUUCACUCGCACGCCAGCAAGCUCGUCCAACCAGGAGGUAGCUUGCUAACCUGCUCACCCACUUGCUCACUCACUCACUCGCUCACUUACCCGCUCACUCAUCCCCGCAACUCGUUCACUCACCCACUCACUCAUCCCCACACUCGCUCACAGUCACGCGAGUGAGCUCAUCUAGCUGGGGGGCAAACUUGUUCCGCGCUCGCUCGCUGUCUCGCUCACAACACUCACACUCAUCACAUGCGCUUACACUCAGGAAGUAAACAACAACCGCCAUUCACCAGUAAUGUGCGCACAGCACUUGUGCCAGCCUAGGUGCACUUUGAGAUCACGUGAAGUGUCGAAGGAAGGCUCGCUUUUAGGUCACGGAACAGAUCCAAGUGCUGUGGGUUGAUGGAGAUGGGUGGCAGAUGCACUAAUUGUGCUCUCCAUCCAUUGUGCCAACUUACUGCCCAGCACUUUGUUCGUUGUUGUGAGCGUUGCUCCUCUGCCCUCCGUUGUUGUUGGACGGCGACUGCCUCGAACUCAACAGUAGCGUCCUUCAAGAGCCUCCUCCAAAGAGGCCGAUCUUGACACCGCUGGUAACGGUCAUUGGCAACUCCACACAGCUCCAAAUCCUUUUGUACCGCAUUACUCCAUUUCUUCUCUGGCCCGUGUCGUGCCCGUUUAGUCCCCUGCUUUGGUAAGUUGUGGCUGGGCAUGCGGGCGACGUGACCCAGCCAACGCAGCCUCGGCUGGUGGAAGAGCUCACUGAUGUGACUGUGAGCUCAAUCCAGUCCGGUUAAACCCAGGAUGAAUCAUAGGUGCAGGCCAGCCUGAAUGUUUCAAAACGGCACAGAUGUUCCUUUAAAGGGAUCCAUGUUUCGCAAACAUAAAGGGAGGGCACAACUAUGCAUAGCUGUCAACCCAUAUUGUUUACCUGUAUUCUUGUACAGGGAAAUUGAGUUUUCAGGUCCAUACGGCGUACAGCCGUUUCAAUAAGGGCAAACUAACAUUUUUGUGUUUAUCCCUUGUGAUGGGACUUUGUAGAUGAAGGUUAAGAUUUAUAAGGGCACAGAGUGACCAAGAAGGUCUGAAUUGGUCUGUAAUACGGUCGGUGCUGAUAAGGAAAAAAGCCCAUGCCACUCGACCGAGUGAGACUUACAUUGCCACACUGAAGCUGGUUAUAGGCACACUGCCCAGGUACGAACAUUUCUCCACUCUCUCCACGAAUGCCCCAUCACUCAUGGGGAGUGGAUGGGGUGGAGCAUUCUAUGACACAAAAUAGCCAGGCAGGUGUUUAGUUUUGGUGGGGCUGAUGGUAUGUCCCCACCUUUCAGUAGCGCACUCCAAGUUCCGCAAUAGUGGCCCUAACCCCUCUGGUAAUUGAGCAGCAAUUAUCAGGUCAUCCGCGAAACAUGACUGCACUUGGGCAUCAAUCAGCCUUCCAUUUAUAUCUGUACCAGAUGGAAAGUUUAUCGAACCACAUGGUAAGAGAAGAUGUUAAAUAGUGUAGGGGCGAGAGGACAUCCCUGUCACACCCCGUGGUGAACAGGGAACGGCUUUGACCACGAUCAUGAAGGUCCUUAAUGAUGACCACUCACAAUCACACUGGCACACAAACAAAUAACAACAGAGAUCCCGCGUGUAGCCUGAACAGACUGUUGGGGCAAGUGCUGUUAGCGUGAACCUAUGCAGGCUGGAACGUGGUGAUGUUUUCACACCACACCAGGUACUCAUUUGAGGCUGAGUCGACCUAGGAGAGGCCCAUGUUAGAUUCAGAUAAUCGUCACUGGUGUUGGCCGUGAGCGGGAAUCGAACUCGUGUCGCCGGGUUCUAAGCACAACGUGCUAACCGCUACACACACAUGUACCCCCACUCACACAUCUGGGCGGUCAACACACAUCGUUAUUCACGCAAUGAGGUGACUUACACACUCACUUCAGCCACGUGCACCCAGCCAGGAGGUGUGCAGUGACGCGCUCACCACUGCCCACAUUCACACACUCACGACGCGCCUUCACUCACCACCCACUUGCCCUCACUGCGUACCACUCUUACCAAACCCUGAAUCUGAUCCCUCCCCUUGUGCACAUCAACUCUGCUGCACGGAGUGGCUGGUGCGAAUUGACGGUGAUCAUUGAUGGUGAUGAUGGUGAAGACGAUGGUCAGUGAUUGAUAGUGAUGAUCGAUGGUGAUGACAAGUGAUUGGUGGUGGUGAUGAUCAGUGAUUGGUGAUGAUCAGUGAUUGGUUAUGAUCAGUGAUUGGUGAUGAUCAGUGAUUGAUGGUGAUGAUAAACAGUGAUUGAAGGCUGAUUAUGAUCAGUGAUUGAUGGUGAUGAUAAACAGUGAUUGAAGGCUGAUUAUGAUCAGUGAUUGAUGCUGAUGACCAUGAUGAUGGCGAUGAUAGUAGCGGUGAGGUUCAGAUGAGCCGAUUGCGCACCAGGACGUGAACCUGUGCCCUCUGACCUCCUCGGCUGAGUAAGGACUCUGCCCGUCUCUGU